Messenger RNA from Bacillus rossius redtenbacheri, 2395 nucleotides. It is a transcript of the gene Vps51, whose product is annotated as vacuolar protein sorting-associated protein 51 homolog. Gene Ontology annotation, biological process: Golgi vesicle transport; endocytic recycling; retrograde transport, endosome to Golgi. Bases 116 to 2362 code for a protein of 748 amino acids. NCBI's taxonomy places the organism in Eukaryota, Metazoa, Arthropoda, Insecta, Phasmatodea, Bacillidae. The record is from RefSeq and is a predicted model, not a curated record. Gene Ontology annotation, cellular component: EARP complex; membrane; GARP complex. The transcript is spliced from 15 exons.
AAGAUGGACACUAUGUGUACCAGGAGUUACAAAGCAAUUACUUUUACUACUUCUAGUUGUUUAUUAUUGUUUUGAAUGGGGAUGUCAAUAGGAAAUAUUUGUGAAGUACAGGAUAAUGUCCGAACAUGUGCCUACUGGAAACCCGUACGAUAUUGAUGGUCAACAUUUUAACCCUGAUAUGUACAUGCAGAAGCUUCUCAAGGAAUUUCCCCUGAAGCAGAUAAUGGACAAGGAGAAUGAAAUUGUACGUGAAACCCAGGCACUACAUUCUGACAUGCAGACAUUGGUUUAUGAGAACUACAAUAAGUUCAUUGCAGGAACUGAUACUAUACGAAAGAUGAAAAACGACUUCAAGAAGAUGGAAGAUGAGAUGGAUCUGCUUGCCAAAAACAUGGAGUCAAUAACAUCUUUUUCGGAUCAAAUAUCUUCCACUCUCCAGGACACGAGGCAGAAGAUCACGAAGCUGUCGGGCGUGCACUCGCUGCUCAAGCGGCUGCAGUUCCUCUUCAAGCUGCCGGGCAACCUGAAGGAGCGGAUCCAAGAGGGCCAGUACACACAGGCAGUGCAGGACUACAUGCACGCGCAGCGGGUGCUGCGCAGGUACAGCGACAUGCCGUCCUUCCAGGGCAUCCAGCAGGACUGCGAGGCCAUCGUGGCGGAGCUCAAGGCCCGGCUGUACCGCCAGUUCCAGGGCGAGGAGGCGACGCCCGCGGAACUGGCCCAGGCGGUGGACCUCUUGCUGCAGCUGCGGGAGCCUGCGCCCGAGCUGUGCUCCCGGUUCCUGCUGCACGCCGACGGCCGCCUCGCGGGGCAGCUGUCCCUGCUGGGCGCGGCCGAGGACCAGGACAUCAUGGAGUUUGUGGACCGGGGCAGCAACGGCUUCCUCAGCGACCUGUGCCUGGUCGUGGCCUCCUACACGGACAUGUUCGUGAACCGCCCUCGCGACGGGGACUCGGAGGAAAGCGACGAGGCAGCGUCGGCCGCCGUCUCGCAGCUGGGCCCGUUCGUGCUGGCCAACAUGGAGCGGUACCUGGAGCUGGUGCAGGCGCGGGUCGACGGGGAGCCAGAGGGGGGGGACACGGCCGUGCUGGUCCGCGCCCUCGACCGCUUCCACCGCCGCCUGCAGGCCAUGAGCACCCUGUUCUCCGACGCCGACUUCGCCAGGACGGGGACGGAAGUGGUGCUCCGCGCGGGCCGGCGCCAGUGCCGCGGCCGCCUGCAGGCGCUGAAGCUGCACUUCGCCGGGACCCUGGCGCGGGCGAGGCAGGCGCUGGCCGCCCCCCGCCCCCCCGCCACCCAAGCCGGCCGGGAGGGCGACGGCUCCGGGGGCGGCCAGCUGCUGCCGGAGCUGCUCGCCUCGCUGGUGCUGUCCACCGUCGAGAAGGUCAAGGGCGUGCUGCAGGACCUGCUGCUGUUUGCGCAGCCAGACCUGACGUUCGGGCUGAAGCCGCACUUCCGGGAGAGGUUCUGCGUGGAGCACGUGCGGGAGGAGCUGGUGGUGGGGUUCCUGCACCACCUGACGGCGACGGCCCGGGGCUUCUGUGGCGCGGGCGACAGCAAGGUGCCGCCCAUCCUGCUGCUGCUGCUGUCCAAGGUGUGCCUCGAGCUGCAGGCCUCCAGCGUCCAGUACCUGCUGCGGCAGACGGACGAGUGGUUCGGCAUUGAGGACCAGCACGGCACGGGCGUGCUGACCGGAGAGGAGGAGAUCUGCGCCGGCAUGCGCGCCGCCGCGCAGGAGCUGCUCAACUGCUACGUCCGGACGCAGGGACUCGGCGUGUCCCAGAUGCUCCGCAAGUCGGUGGAGACGCGGGACUGGCUGCACAGCAUCGAGCCGCGCACGGUGCGCGCGGUGAUGAAGCGGGUGGUGGAGGACGUGGCGGCCCUCGACGGCCAGGUGGGGGCGCUGUACGAGGAGGGGCAGCGCACCGAGCACAGCUCCGACUCAAGCCGGCGCACGCACAGCGUGAGUGCGUCGCGCCACGCCUACCGCUCCAACUGGUCGUCGUACACGCCCAACCAGCUCAACGCCAGCCUGGCCACCAACAUCCAGCGGCUGUUCUCCGAGCGCAUCGAGAUCUUCUCCGCCGUCGACUUCUCCAAGGUGUCCAUCCUCACAGGCAUCAUCAAGAUCAGUCUCAAGACAUUCCUGGAGUGCGUGCGGCUGCGCACGUUCAGCAGGUACGGUCUGCAGCAGAUACAAGUGGACACCCACUACCUGCAGCUCUACCUGUGGAGGUUCGUGGAGGAUGAGAACCUGGUGCACUUCCUGCUGGACGAGAUCCUGGGCAGCGCGGUGCACCGCUGCCUGGACCCCGUGCUCAUGGAGCCCGGCGUCGUCGAGAUCAUCUGCGAGCGCGGCUGAGCCUCUCUCUCAAUAAACACCUGUUUGAGAAUA